This is a messenger RNA of Cannabis sativa, 954 nucleotides long. RefSeq lists its product as uncharacterized. The record is from RefSeq and is a predicted model, not a curated record. NCBI's taxonomy places the organism in Eukaryota, Viridiplantae, Streptophyta, Magnoliopsida, Rosales, Cannabaceae. Bases 1 to 954 code for a protein of 317 amino acids. The transcript is spliced from 2 exons.
AUGGCGACAAUUGAUAAGUCUUGGACCAAAAUCAGAAAUCGUGGUUGCCAUGAAUUUUGGAAUGGUUUACAAGCCUUUUUAGCAAUGGCAUCAGAACAUAAGGAUUGUGAUGGAAGAAUUCGAUGUCCUUGUGUGAGAUGUAUAAAUAGUAGGUUUGAAAAAAUAGAUAGGGUUAGAGCACACGUAUUUGAUCGAGGUUUCAUGCAAGGAUAUGAUAAGUGGAUUUAUCACGGCGAGCCUGAGGAUGUUGUCGAUGAUGUAGCAGUUGCCGAUAUUGAAUCAGAGGAUGAAAUGAUACCUAUUCUAGAAGACUUCUUUCCCCCAACAACAGAGGAUGUACAAGGAGAAGAUGAACAACCAACCACAAACCCUCAGUUUGAUGACUUAUUUGAGGAAAUUGAAGCUGAAUUGUAUCCCGGUUGUGAUUGGAUUUCGUCUCUAAACUUUUUAGCAAAGCUAUUGCAUUUAAAAGUUAGGGGAAAAAUUCCUAAUAACAUCUUUGAAGAAUUAUUGAAGCUUUUAAAGUUUGCGUUUCCGAAGGAAAAUAAUAUUCCAUCAACUUACUACGAGGCAAAAAAGAGAUUGAAGAAAUUAGGCUUGGGUUAUGAUAAUAUCGAUGUCUGUUUGUAUAAUUGUUGCUUAUUUUAUAAGGAGAAUGCAUCCAAGGAGGCUUGUCCAGUUUGCGGAACUAGUCGUUGGGUUACUUCCGAGAACGGGAAAGGAAAAAGAGUUCCUUGCAAAGUCAUGCGAUACUUUCCGUUGACACCUCGACUUAAAAGAUUAUAUAGUUCGAGGAUUACAGCGAAAAGCAUGAUAUGGCAUCAUACUGGAAAAUCAAAAGAUGAUGGGGUGUUGCGACACCCGGUCGAUGGUUUAGCUUGGAAAGACUUUGAUGCAAAACAUCCCGAGUUUGCAAGGGACCCAAGAAAUGUUCGACUUGGUGGUGGUAGCUAA